This is a messenger RNA of Toxotes jaculatrix (banded archerfish), 3590 nucleotides long. It is a transcript of the gene gga3b, whose product is annotated as golgi associated, gamma adaptin ear containing, ARF binding protein 3b. The record is from RefSeq and is a predicted model, not a curated record. Gene Ontology annotation, cellular component: trans-Golgi network. The transcript is spliced from 17 exons. Gene Ontology annotation, molecular function: phosphatidylinositol binding; small GTPase binding; ubiquitin binding. Gene Ontology annotation, biological process: intracellular protein transport; vesicle-mediated transport. The coding region runs from base 8 to 2131 and encodes 707 amino acids. Lineage: Eukaryota; Metazoa; Chordata; Actinopteri; Toxotidae.
UCACGCGAUGUUUUUAAGUGCUAUGGCGUACCAGGAAGGGGAGUCGCUUGAAUCUUGGCUCAAUAAAGCCACCCAUCCAACAAACAGACAGGAGGACUGGGAGUACAUCAUAGGCUUCUGUGAUCAGGUCAACAAGGAACUUGAGGGUCCUCAGAUAGCAGUAACUCUGCUCGUCCACAAAAUCCACUCACCACAAGAAUGGGAAGCACUUCAGGCUCUGACAGUAUUGGAGGCAUGUAUGAAGAACUGCGGGAGAAGGUUUCAUAACGAAGUUGGAAAAUACAGAUUUUUGAAUGAACUAAUUAAAGUUGUGUCUCCAAAGUACAUGGGUGACAGUGCACCCGAGAAGGUGAAGAUGAAGAUUGUAGAGAUGCUGUACAGCUGGACGGUUGCUUUUCCCAACGAAGCCAAAAUCAGUGAAGCCUACCAGACGCUGAGAAGACAGGGCCUUGUGACAAAUGAUCCAGAGUUACCGCUGGACAAGACUCUGGUUCCCUCUCCUCCGACACGACCUAAACACCCAGUGUUCGACAACGAGGACAUGGGAAAGCUGCUUGCUGAGCUUCUCCGGAGUAAAAAUCCAGAAGACCUCCAGGAAGCCAACAGAUUAAUCAAAAACAUGGUGAAAGAGGAUGAGGCUCGCGUGCAAAAGGUUACUAAGCGACUGCACACGCUGGAGGAGGUGAACAUCAACGUCAAGCUGCUGACUGAGAUGCUGUCCCACUACAACAAAGACCGCUCCACUGACUCAGACAAGGAGAUCAUUAAGGAACUCUACGAGCGUUGUGACAAGCUAAGGCGCGCUGCUUUCAAAAUGGCCACGGAGACAGAAGACAAUGACACCAGUUUAGGUGACAUCCUGCAGGCCAGCGAUGACCUCUCCAGAGUCAUCAACUCCUAUAAGAAAAUAGUGGAGGGACAGCCGAUCAAUGGUGACAGUGAAGAGCCUCGAUCUACAGCUGAUCACAGUGAGAGCGAGACCACAGAUACGCUGAUCGACCUCGCCGGCCUUGACACGCCGAGCCCUCCUCAACCCGCCGUCCCUCUCUCCCAAUCCACACAUCCUGUCUCCGCCAAUCCUACGGCUUCCCCCAUACCCGUCCUGCCUCCUCCUCCCAAACGCCUGGCCGGCUCCCACGGCAGUCAGAGCAGCAGCCCGAGCCACCCCCCUCUCGACAAGGCCUCCACUGCUCUCUCGCUCCUCGAUGAUGAGCUGCUGUCCCUAGGACUAAAUGACCCCCCUAGCUCUCUGAGCAGCCAGUCAAAACCCAAGUUGAACGAAGUGUCCAGCCAGUGGACGUCCUUGCAGGCUCCAGCAUCAAGCGUGGGUAUGUUUGGCAGUGUAGCUUGUUCAGGUCCAGUGGUGGCUCCAGCUGAGCCAGCAGCCGGCAUACACAGUCUCCAGAACCUGCAAGACCUGGCCAUGAUGGGGUUUUCAGAUCAUAAGAGUAUGUCCAGCCAGAUGACGGCCAGAGGAAGCAGCUUUGGGAUAACCCCUGCAGCAGCACCUACUCUCGUAUCUGGGCAGGGCUCUCCCUCCUCAGCCGCUCUUCUCCAGGGCACAAUGCCCGGCUCUCCUGCCCUGUCUCAUGCUAAGGCCCAGAGUCUUGGCUCAGCCCCGGGCAGCCCACUGUUCCGCUCACUGUCCCCCUGCCACCCUCCCUUCCAGGGCAGCCCGGUCAGAGCCACAGACAUCUCCCUGAGCAAUGUGCACGUCCCUCUGGAGGCCAUCAGACCCAGUAAAGUGCUGCCUGUGACUGCCUACGAUAAGGAUGGUGUGCGUGUCCUGCUCAACUUUGCAUCUGACUGUCCCCCCGGCAGACCUGAUGUGCUCGUUAUGGUGGUGUCCAUGCUCAAUACAGCGCCCCUGCCUGUUCACAAUGUGGUACUGCAAGCUGCUGUGCCCAAGUCAAUGAAGGUGAAGCUGCAGCCUCCAUCGGGAACAGAGCUGGCACCAUUCAACCCCAUCCUACCUCCAGCCUCCAUCACCCAGAUCAUGUUGCUGGCUAAUCCAGCAAAUGAGAAAGUGCGUCUGCGCUACAAGCUGGCUUUCACGCUGGGAGAUCGUCUGUGCAACGAGGUUGGAGAGGUCGACCAGUUCCCCCCUCCAGAGACGUGGGGUCAUCUAUAGCAGCGUGCAGGCCUGUUACCGUUCAGCAGGGGCAGACCGCUUCAUACUCCAUGAAGGGUUGUGUAUGUGUGUAUUCACAUGCAUCCCAGAGAGAGAAAGGAGGGGAAGGUGAGGAAAUUCAGCUGCAUUGUUACAGUAAAAAUAACGUUCAGCUUCACAUUCCUUAUAGUUGUUUUUCAUUUUCUGGCCACUGUUACACCUGACAGUGAGAUGUUAACAACAACAACAGACACUAAAAGUUUUAUUUAUACAGAGCUCAUGCUUCUCUGCAGAUAGCUAACAAAUAUAUACACUGGUAAAGUGAGAUAGCCAUAGUGUUAACAGGUCGAUGGUCUUGAGAUUCAUAUUUUAAUGGAUUUCCCCGAGUGUACUUUCAAUAAUAAAUGCGUGCGAGCUCUGCCUGAGAUUGAAAUGUUGCACUGCAGCAUAAAAAAUAUCUUAAAAGAAAUUAAGCUCUGAGUUGACCGAGCCUAAAAGACAAACAUGCUUUUAUUUAUACUUCUGUCUGAACACUUAACCAGGGUGCAAAAGAUAUACUUGAAUAUAUCCAGAGAUUUGGAAAUGGUAUCCAGAAUUCUUAAGAUGAAGUUACACUGGAAAAUUGUUGAAAAAGUACUGUCACAUAUUCAUUUCUGCAGGAAGAUAGUGGACUCUAUUCAUUAUGUAUUAAUUAUCUGAUCAUUUUAGCCAUCAGGAUUUUUGACAUGGUUAAGUAAACUGUGUUUAACAAUUAAAUGAGCUAAUGUAGCCCUGUGCUAGAUUAGUGGACCAAAAAUGUUGAGUACUGAGCUGUAAAGCAAAGUAAGGCAACUGGCAAAUAAUGGAUAUGUCAGGAUAAAGUCUGCUGCAUCCAACACUGGUUUUAUUUUAUGUGACUAGUUUUUUAUUUUGAAAGUGAAUGAAAAAGUGAUUUCAAAAGCAUUUCAAUCUUGUUUUUUGUUUUUUUUUUUUGGUUAGUUUUUUGUUCCUUUUUUGCAGUGGGUAUUUGUAUUUUUGUUCUGUAUUUUAAAGAUGUUUACUUUUCUGCCAGUCUCAGUAUUGGGAGUAUUAUUUGUCAUAUUUAUUAUUUUCUGUCAUAGUAUUUCAGUGCAUCACUGAACCUAGAAAAUGUGAACUGAAAAAUCUGAAUUUGAAAUUUGGUAGUUUUGAAAGGGAAAUCUGUCACCAGGCAGAUGACUUUUCAGUGUGCAGCAGUGGGAUGGAGUGGAACUGUGCUGUGAGUAAAUUUUCAUAAAUCAGUCCAGCCGAUCCUCCCUUAGCUCCCCUCUCUGGUAGCCCCCAGCUUAUCAUCAUAUGGGAUGUACAGAAGUGUGUGUUUAAUGUACAUAGUAUAUAAUGUUAUGUACCUAUUGUUUGUUCUAUGACCAGUUAUGUGAACAUGUGACACGUAGAUUUUGGGAGUGUUAGGUCUGUACAUACUGUAUGAUGUGCCAUUUGUCCGCUGCAUGAAAAAAAUAAA